Messenger RNA from Lycium ferocissimum, 842 nucleotides. Its product is annotated as serine/threonine-protein phosphatase 5-like. Bases 31 to 603 code for a protein of 190 amino acids. Gene Ontology annotation, cellular component: TRC complex; membrane. Gene Ontology annotation, biological process: post-translational protein targeting to endoplasmic reticulum membrane. The transcript is spliced from 3 exons. The record is from RefSeq and is a predicted model, not a curated record. Gene Ontology annotation, molecular function: molecular adaptor activity; protein binding. NCBI's taxonomy places the organism in Eukaryota, Viridiplantae, Streptophyta, Magnoliopsida, Solanales, Solanaceae.
CCCUUUAACUGGUUUUGCAAGUUCAGGUAUAUGUUCCUGUUAAGUUUUUGUCGAAAUCUUCUAUUUCUUCUUCUGAUCUUUUUUUGCAUUUUCAAGUUCUCUUCAGAUUUCUCAUUUUCUUGGUUGAAUUUCAUGGCUAUUGAAGGAAAGAUAAAACUUUUAGGGCAUAAGUAUUCACAAGCUAUUGCUCUGUACACACAAAUGAUUAAGUUAAACAGUGAGAAUGUGGUGUACUGGGCUAAUCAUGUGUUUGCUCACAUCAAAUUGAAGGAAUAUUGCAGCGUAAUAGAGGACGGAGCUAAAGCUAAUGAAAUUGUCCCCAGAUAUUCAAAGGUUGAUACGGGUGCUGUGUGCUUAAUCCUGAUGGGUUGUGAUUGGGGUUUCAGGGUUAUUAUAGGCGAGAGGCUGCAUAUUUGGCAAUGGGAAGUUCAAAGACGCAUUCAAGAAUUUUCAACAGGUUGGUAUUGUUUUUUGAACAUCUUAAGUUGUAUCAGUUGCAUAUUGCUGGUGAUAAUCAAAUUGUUCUUAUUUUUUAUUUUAAAGCUUUACCACAGAAUAUAUCUUGAGAAGAACAUUGCUUAUGUAACUAGCUACCACAUUUAGAAGAGAAGAUAAUGCCAUACCAGUGACAUUGUUCGUGCAUUAUGUUAUUUGUGACCUUUAAGAUUCCUUGUCAACUCUAUGCUCCAGCAACUUUCAUAUGUACUAGAUAAGUUAUCUGGAAAUACUAAUAACAUUUUGAUAUCAAAUUUAAGUUCAAUGACAUUUAGUUGUAGCAGAUUAAGGUAGAAGAUGACCAAUCCCACCCUUGAACAUCUGAAGAAUUUUUUAGGCAGAAUUGG